CCUUAUAUCAAAUGUACCCCCAUGGAUCAAGAAUAUAUGAGAAGUUCGCCGAAAAAAAAAGUCCACGAUGCUACAGUUAGUUUGCUACAAACGCGGCAGACUUUACUGCUCCUCCUUGUUUCCAGGUGGUUUCCCACCAAGGUAACGGGAGAGACAUUGGCUCUGAUAUGAGACAGUCUUUCGAGUACCAAGAAGACACACAUUCGAUCUAAGGUACGAAAAGCCGUUUGCUUUCUGAGGACCAUUGGCCUUGUUUGUGUCCAUUGUGAAAAACAUCAUGUACUGUAUGACCGGGAAGACCCUCGUUCAAUGCCAAUUCUUGAUAGCACAAGCCUCGAAGAAUAGCGCCAGCGAUUAAGGAACGGGAAGCUGGUUGGAUAGCUGAUUCAUAGUCUCAAGAACAUGGGUCUAGGCUCUAGAGUGAGAAGAUACAAUUCGCAAUGCUCGAAGAUAUCUGGCCAAAAAGGGAAGACCUGAAACAAAUGCAUAUUACUAUCCAUUGACCAAGUCUGGGGACAAGUGGCAAAUGUUUGGAAGAACACAAAAGAUUUCGACUAUAUCUAUAUGCCAUUGAUCACAUACAGCUCGGCAAUCUGGUCGAACCUUCCAGAGAUCAACAGGGGUCUGUGCUCGAGAACGGAGAAACGAAGAAGAGCGUUGCUGUCCUUCAAGGGUUCUAUGUUCUUUGUGGAAAGGACCUGGGAAAAGUAAUGUCCUGGCAACUGAAUCGGCCACCCACCGCGUCAACAAAUGAAAACAUGCAAGUGUUUACGGGAUUAUUGAACUGGGGCACAGAAACUCCCGCAACGGAUCUAGCCGACAUCACCACGUACCCGUAUCCGGGGGAAGCAAAGCUUCAGCUCAGAGAACCAAGCAACCAGGUUAUUUGUGAUGUGCCGGACGCAGAAAUCCCAGUAAUCUUCCGAGAUAAAAUUACCACCGACGCGGAAUCUGAUCCUACCGGUAGACCGGUUUCCCCGACAGAAGCCGGAGACGAAGAAGAAACCGACAACAACAACGGGGUAUUCAUGCUAGUAUUGGAAUUCCAGAAGCACCAGCAUAUUUGCCUUUUUUGAAGGAUAUAGGCCUUGUGCUCUUCAGGCACUGAAAAGCAAGAGGAUUUGCAUGCCAAACAGGUAAGUGGGUAUUCCUGCACAUCCGUAAGACCGGGACUACCUGAGGCUAAUUUGUCGUGCACAGAUAAAGAACGACCAUUCUUGAUACAUAACUGCCCAUCUCGUUGCUCUCGUGGAAAAUUCUGGUCGUAGGCAUGAUACUACCCCCUCUGGAGGGCCAUUGUUUACUGUAAGCCCUCAGAUGGAGUGGCUCAGGCACCCUGUUGGAGCC
Molecule: messenger RNA, 1347 nt
Organism: Aspergillus melleus
Lineage: Eukaryota; Fungi; Ascomycota; Eurotiomycetes; Eurotiales; Aspergillaceae
Exons: 1
Coding region: 711-1076 (121 amino acids)
Source: RefSeq, a predicted model, not a curated record